Molecule: messenger RNA, 1038 nt
Organism: Camellia sinensis
Lineage: Eukaryota; Viridiplantae; Streptophyta; Magnoliopsida; Ericales; Theaceae
Source: RefSeq, a predicted model, not a curated record
GCCAGUAAACAUGAAGGAAGAAAAUCUUGCUAUUGCUAAUGUUGGGGAGCCUACUGUUAGAAUGACACGAGCUCGAGCUGCUGCUUGUCAUGCAUUUGGAGGGAUUCCACCUUCAGAAGCACUGAAGCAGCAAGGUCAAAAGCAAGUUUUACGGACAAGUUCAAAAAGAGCAGCUUUAGAUGAGAUGAAUAGCAGUGCUUCUGCUGCUGCACCUGUUCAGCAUAAGAGGAGGGCAGUGCUUAAGGAUGUCACAAAUGUUUGCUGUGAAAAUUCCUAUAAAAACUGCCCCAUUGCAGCUAAAAUUCCGUUUCACGCUACUGAGUUGUUGCCACUGAAGGAUGAGGAUGUGGUUGCAAAAGCAAUGUCUUACCUAUCAAAGUGCAUCAAGGACUUUGAGAACGUGGCGGUGAUCGAUAAAGAAAUUGGAAGAUUUCCAAAAUCCCUGACUCAUUUUUUCCCAGGUUCGUACAAGUAUAUGAUGCGUGGAUCUACAUCAUUUCCAAAUUUAUUCAUGGCUGGGGACUGGAUAAUAACACGACAUGGUUCGUGGUCACAGGAGAAAUCGUUUGUCACGGGACUUGAAGCUGCCAAUAGGGUGGUGGACUAUCUAGAAGAAGGAACAUUUGCUAAAAUUAUACCAGUAGAGGAGGACGAGCCUCACAUUCAAGCGCUGCGUAACCUCAACAGAAACCUUAAUGAGAUAAGAGCCCAACUUCCAUGGUCCAACUACUUCAUCCAGUGAAACUUCGAAAGUGUACAUUCAUGAAGUUACUGUCGUAAAAUGUGGAUUUAUUGGUAGGACCAAUGUUGAUAAGCAACUGUUUUUGAAAAAUGGCAACCCAAAAUGAGGAAAAUUAAAAAAGAAAAAGAAAAAAGGUACCAUAUCUCAUCAAAUUGGACUGUAGAAUCUGUAUACUGCAACUUAUAUACAUAUUGUGAAUUUCAAGUGACAUGUAUACUUGAUGUAAAGCUAAUGCAGCAGAUUUGGAUUGUGUAAUGUAUAUUGGAUUUGUCAGUGCUUACUUUAGCUUUGAACAA